Molecule: messenger RNA, 16427 nt
Organism: Fopius arisanus
Lineage: Eukaryota; Metazoa; Arthropoda; Insecta; Hymenoptera; Braconidae
Gene: poe
Product: E3 ubiquitin-protein ligase-like protein poe
Exons: 11
Coding region: 1-16143 (5380 amino acids)
Molecular function (GO): zinc ion binding; protein binding
Source: RefSeq, a predicted model, not a curated record
AUGGCAGCGAAAAGUGGAGGAAACGUUGACUGGCCGUCAAUAAUAAAGCCAAUUUUAGCCGCAUCUUACGGAUCGUUCAAUAAAAAUGAAGUAAUCGAGCUCAUCAAAGUCAUUAUCAAAAGUGAGGAGGAACUUUUAACCCACGAGGAUAAAUACGAUGCCUUUUACACGUCCUUUACAGCCCUCGUUGCUGAUUACAUCAGUGGAUGUGCAAAUACAUUGUCGAAGAGUCAAAUACCCACAGUAUGUCAGGCGUGCAAAAUUCUCCUGACAUAUCUCAUUGGAAAACAACCAGCAGAUGGAUCCUCAUCCAUUCUGACGAUGAAGCAACUUCUCCUGCCAAUUCGUGCACUCUGCACUGGUCAAAGCCUCCUGACAAAGACAGACGAAGUCGCCUUAAUAGCAAUUAUGAAAAAUGCCAAUGUACCAUCGUGCAUAACAGCCACAACGAAUACAUCGACGAAUAAUGAGAAAGACACAACCCCACAGCCAAUUAAAGAAUCAAAGAGGUCGAGAAAUGAUUUGUCAUCUUCGAUACUUGAGCAAUUGACGAUGCCAUUGGAGAAUUUCAUCCCAUCUAUCGCAAUCAGCAGUGACAUCAUGAUUGAGAUCAAUAAAAAUACUGCGGAGAGUGCGGAAAAUGAUGCGGGGAGUAAUGAAAUUAAGAUGAUGUUUAUUGCUAAUAAUGUAAGCACACUCCAGGGCAUCGGGGCUGGGGACACUUUGCUUGACAUGUGCUCAAAUCUGCCUCAUCUAUCUCGAUAUAUGAGGAAAUAUCAAGCGUACAUGAGCAGGAAGGGAUUUAGUCUGCCUGGCAAUCACGCAGAGGCACACAUUAUAAGGCACAGUCUGCACGCUGUAGUUAAUGACAUUAACAUCGUCCACAGUGUAGUCUCUCUGCCUGUUUUGGAGCCCUUGACACCGGCUAAACUCGAGAAAUUAUCUCUUCUGACCAUGUCCUGUCUUUACUGCUCCAUUGCAAAUGCAACAGCAUCGAGUAUUGUUGGGGUUUCCAAUGCAGUCUCUCCAAAGUGCAGCACAAAUGCCAGUAAUAGCGCCACAAGUCAUCAGGGCUCCAAUCAUGGACAAUUGAGUAAAAAUACUGAAGAGGAUUAUGAUUCUCUUGCGAUAGCUGUUGUUGAGAAGAGUCUGGAGAUAUUUGGAUUGGUGUCGAAUAUAAUAAAACACAGUACCCGAGCUGGUGGGCAUAUCCUUCAGAAUCAUCUGCUGAUUGGGGUAUGGCUGCUUGUUGCUGGACUCCAGGCACAGCUAACUGUCAGCAGUUUCAGCAGCACUACUGAUAAAACCAAAGAGGAGAAAGGAAAGUCACCGAGUAAAGCCAGGGAUGGCACUUCACGAAUUAAUCUCAUGAAAGUUCAACAGGGAUUUGGAGUUCUUUCUGUUGCUCUUGCCUCUCAUGCACUCACCCUUAUGAGUGCAUUGCUUGAAGAUGUUUCCGUUGAGACGAACAAUGAUACAUCACCACCAACCGAACCAGCACCCCUCGAUAUUCUAGCCACCAGUACUGCUCUCCAACGUGCCAUGACUUUUUUGCAGGCCGCACCACUCAAUCAUUUGUUGUUUUAUUUGGCGACAAUUAGUUACAGGAAGGCUUGCACUCUGAAAAGAGUUCAGAAACAUCCCCAAGAAGGUGACACACUCAGUCAAUCGGAUUCUACAACUUACUACGAGGAUCUCCUGAGUUUCUCAGAGAGUUCAACCGACGAAGAACAAACUGUUAUGUCGGUAGAGGAGGACAGUGAGCCUAUCUUGGGCCUGUGGUUCGAGGAAACAUUGUCACCUUCCGAAGGAUCACCCACAAACACUACCAAAGACACUAACAACGAGACCAAUGCUGAGAGACCAUCGACCACUAUUGUUCCUGAUAAUAGAGAGCCACACGGGUACAUCUCUCUGGCAACUCAAAUUUUCCAAUUCAUGAAUCAACACCUAAUUGGCAGUCGAAGUUCUUAUGUCCGUGAAUAUGUCAUCAAUGGGCUUGUUGAACAACAAAUGGUCAUUCUCGCCGCAAUAAUUCGAGAUUUGGAUCACGAAACAGCGAGAACCGAGACUGGUACGAUAUCUGUUUUUUAUGGUGCAGCACUGGGUGCCAUGUACUCGGAAUUCUCUCAGGCAUUGAGCCAAUACACUCACAACUUGCUCGCUCGAAAUACUCUGAGUGAAUCCCUCCAGAAUACACUCCUCCAGCAUCUCGGUGUCAGCCCCUGGACUAUCGAUGGCACGAGUUCCACCUCAUGGCCACUGCAGGUUUAUCCGAGGACACUUAGCGUUUUGGCACAAAUAUUGCUGUUGAAACCUCAAUUGGAGAAGGAGGCUGCCUGCAUCAGCAUCUGGCAGAGAUUGGUUACAACCAUGGUGGAGAAUGUUUGCAAUCCACCUGUGACGUUUGAACCGGAGAACGAGGAUCUCAACGUGGAACAUGCUCAGCUUGUCCUCUUCCUAUUCCAUUCGUUGAAUCUCAUGCAGAAGAAAUCGGUUUUACUCGUCACUGGGAGUGGAGCUGUUCGUUGCAGUGAGGCUGUCAAAACCCCCAUGAAAGAUACACAAAUUCUUCAUAUUUCUCGGCUCCUGCUGCUGCUCGAGUACAUGAUGAAGCAUCUGUAUGAUGCGCCACCCACACUCCUCGAACAGGUUCAGUGGAAUCUCCUGUCUGCUACCAGCCUUGUAUCUGACACGAAGGAGGGAAACAAACAAGCAGCGAGGAUUUACACUCCGUGGAAAGAAAUCGAGGACAAUUAUCCAAAAAUUGGACCGCAAGAUGAAUUCACAAUGAAGCCUCGUUUCUAUAAUUUAACAAACGCUGACUUCAAUAAUCAGGAUACACCGAAACUCGAUGGCCUUGCCCUUAACUUUGUCUUGGGGACUCCUGAUAAAAUGAAGUAUCCCCUUCUAGUCGAUGCCCUCAUCGACAUUCUUAAUGUCGUCAAUCAGACACACGUGUCGAAGAAAAUGGAUAACAAAGAGGGAAAAGAGGGGAAAGAGAAUAAAAUGUCGAUCACUGGGUUAUGUGCCACUCAGUACUGUUUUUCCAUCUGCUGGAGGCUGAUACUGAUGCUCCCCCCAUCAACACCAUACGUCGACACAUUAGCACUUGGAGAGGAGAUUCCAGCAGGACCAAUGCUUCUGUAUUCCCUCGUCUGGGGACCAAGGGCUGCUUACAAAACAUUCAAUGGUUGGAUGAAGGACUGUCUCGUUAAACAGGGCAUGUACACCCAGUAUGCUGAGAAUCUCCUCAAGACUGUGUCCACAACAGUCAAUUCAAUAAAAUACGAUGUAACUCUGGCCAAGAACUGUAUCAAGACUCUCAAACCCGAGUUAAAUCCAUCAGACAACAUAAUGCCAAAGUCAACUCUACCAAAAUUAAGUUCUCUAACGAUUCUAGCAGCAGUCAUUGGAAAACUCCAAGUGCUCAUGGAUGAGAGCAUCUCCAAGAGCCCUAUGGAACAAGAUACUGAGUCCUCUAACAACAAGUCUGACUCGUCGAACAACGCACCUCAAACUGCGAGUACGAACACCAAUAAAAUGAUCAUCGAUAUUCUGCCACAUGUACUAUCAUUGACUGAAGCUAUUCUCGCUUCUUGUCGCUCGAGUGUUCUAUAUCAAAUGCUCGAGUCCUCGGAAUCCAAUGCUGGAAAAUAUAGCAUGAGGGAUUAUCUUGUUCUCGAUGGAAUUACAUGUGUUGCAGGUGCAUCGUGGGCCAUGGAGGCGUCAAUUAUUACUCUCUUACCCAACACAAUCAGAUCAGUUCUCGACAAAUGGAAAGCCAUUAAUGUCUCUCAUGUUCCGUGGAAUACGUACGCCAAUGACAUUAUCCCCGCUGAGAGCUAUAUUUUGGCGACAGUCAACCAUCACAUCAGCACACUCUCUCAACAUGGAACAACAUUUUCUAUCAAUCCAUCCUUGAAGAAUCUACUCCACUCUCUCGUUGCUUUUCUCUUCGAGUACAUUAAUCCAACUACAGCUGCAGAGAACUCUGAAAUUAGAGCUCAAGCCAUUGAUAUCCUCAUUCCCCUGACUAUGGAUGCAAGAACAGACAAUCUUCAUGAGCUGGCGUCGAAGACGUUGGUCAAACUCCUGGGUGCUGUUGACAGUGAGGCUAGACAAUUGAGAGAACAUCUGUAUGUACUUAAUUAUACGUACAACGUCAUUGUUGAUUACACUACAAACACCGAGGAUUCUUCGAUAAACGUUUCAGUAGAUGGUACCAUUCUUAAACAGUGCAUCAAGUAUUGGGAACAACUCCUGGAUAAUUCGGUGGGUUGCAAAGCCUUGGACCAGUUCUUUGCCCCAAGUACGAAUAGAACUCUAGUGUCUGUUCUCCUUUCAAUCGCAUCGCCACAGGCUUCCCAGCAAUUUAGCACUCAUGUCCUUCAUUUCUUCAACAAGCUUUACAAAACAGCUGAGAAGAAUAUGGAUGGCUCUUUAGAUCGUCUCUGCAAUUCAGUGUCGAAUUUGGCAGCUGUUGACAACGAGAAACUUCAGUGCUGGUUGAGACACGUGAUACUAGGCUGUCCUGGGAGUUCCUCGAUCGUUCAGAUCAUUCCGGUUGCCAGUACCAGUGAGAAUACUCAGAAUGAUUCAACCACUGGUGGCAAUGAUCAACAGUGGUCCUCACCUCCACCAGCUGCUGGUGGAUCAUCGUCUGCACUGACAACAGCCAACAAUCCAACAAGUACAACACUGUUACUGGAUUCUGAAAAGGUAAAUCAGCUGUCAAGUGCUUCGAACGAAGAGAAUCAACAGCUGAUGCAUGAAAAUAAUCAACUCCUUCAGGCAUUAACAAAUUACAUCGUCAAAGCCAAUAGCACUCUCGGAGAAAAUGUAUCUGUGACUCUUCUCCGAGCUCUAAUCCCCCUCGGUUAUCACAUCCUGUCUCCAGCCAUUGAAGCUGCAGGAUUCCCAGAGCUGAUGCAAGUGAUGGCGAAUCUCACUGACGCCGGCACUGACAAGGGACAUGUACUUUUGUUCAGAGCGGCAACUGAUUGGGUUGAACUCUGUAAACAGCAACUCAUGAGUAAAGACACUGAGACUCAAAUUCUGGACAAGCCAUCACCAUACAUCGAGGCAGGUUGCUGUGUUCUCAAUUACAUAUCAGAUAUUGUUGGUGCUGUCUGCCCCCAGAGACAACUGUCGAGCCAUUCAACUGAUCGAGCAACGAGUCCACCCUGGGAGGGUGCAGCACCUCUGAUAAGUGGAGAUCUCAACGAUAGUGAUUGGGUUGACGAACUGGUGCAUGAGGAUGAGGACAGUGCUGCUGAGGAUUCGGACGAAGACAGUCUGUGCAAUAAACUCUGUACAUUCACUAUCACACAGAAGGAGUUUACCAAUCAGCACUGGUACCAUUGUCAUACGUGCUCAAUGGUCGAUGGUGCUGGUGUCUGCACAGUUUGUGCUCGAGUCUGUCACAGGGGUCAUGACGUUACCUAUGCCAAAUAUGGCAAUUUCUUCUGCGACUGUGGUUUCAAGGAUGAUGGCUCCUGCCAAGCCCUGACUAAACGUAGUCCACAGAGCUCAGAGCAUCCGGGCCAAGGACACGCGGCGAACGCUUCAACGUUCAUCGGCAAUGGAGCAGCCAGUGGAAACGAGAAUUCAAAUUUGAACAACAACGCGACCAACAGACUUCGCAGACGAGCCUCAAGUCCCACAGGAUUUGGUGAGAAAUUAGAGAGAAGUGGCAGAGACAAAGAGAGACAAGCUGCUCUUGCUAAACAGCUCGAGGGAUCCAGAGACUGGAUCAUGACACAGUUGUGGUCCAGCGGGCUUGUUACAUCUCUCGUUGAGCUCACCAGGACCCUUAUACCAGCUGUUGAUGCCUCCUGCCAGAAAAAUUCACCAGUUGGUUGCCACACCAGAGGUCAAAUAGCCCUGAGACAGCUGCAUACACUCGAGAAAAAAUUCAUCCACACAGAUCAACUGAUGCUCUCAACUCUCGGCUCCCAAGAAGGUGCUUUUGAGAAUGUCCGAAUGAAUUACUCUGGUGAUCAAGGGCAAACAAUUCGCCAACUCCUAUCGGCCCACAUGAUUCGAAGAGUUGCCAUGUGUUGUCUGUCCUCACCCUAUGGUAAACGACAGCAUCUUGCUGUUUCUCAUGAGAAAGGAAAAAUCACUGUUCUACAGUUGAGUGCACUAUUGAAGCAGGCAGACUCUUCAAAGCGUAAACUCACACUAACACGACUCGCCUCAGCUCCAAUUCCCUUCACAGUACUCUCAAUCACUGGAAAUCCCUGGAACGAAGACUUUUUAGCUGUCUGUGGCUUAAAGGACUGCCACGUACUGACAUUCAACAGCUCUGGAACAGUCUCCGAUCAUCUCGUUCUGCACCCUCAAAGGGAACCCGGUAAUUUUAUAAUCAAGGCAAUGUGGCUGCCAGGCUCGCAGACACAAUUGGCCCUUGUCACUGCUGAUUUCGUAAAAAUUUAUGAUCUUGGCAAGGAUGCACUGAACCCUCAGUAUUACUUCGUGGUUCCCAUUGGAAAAAUUCGAGAUUGCACGUUCGUUCACACCGAGGACGAUGUCUUCUAUCUUCUUCUCAUGUCAUCUGCUGGAUACAUUUACAGCCAGGCUAUGAAUGAUGCAAGUUCUGCCAAGCACGGUGCAUUCUACGUCACCAAUACCCUCGACAUUUAUCAUCCAGAAAUCAAAGAUUUUGGCCAAGUGGGCGGAGGUGGAGUUUCCAUUUACUAUUCUCACGCUCUUCAACUACUCUUCUUCAGUUACACAUGUGGAAAAUCGUUCAUUGCACCUUUGAAUAAUAUGGAUGACGAUAUCGUAACAGUCUUCAUGAUUAAUAUUGCCAGCAACAGGUCAAAUGGAAACAAAUCGAAUAACAAUCAGCCACAGCCAUUGUGUCAGUGGAGUGAAGUCGCCAAUCAUCCUGGAUUGGUCUGCUCUGUUCUUCAGACUAGUAAUAAUCCGGUUAUCCUCAUGAUUAAACCUGAUGUUGUGCUGAUACAGGAGAUCAAAGUCGUUCCAAAGGCGAAAAUAAUGGAUAUGGUCGCCAUCAGGCAUCCAAGUUCUAAUGCUGAGCACAGGACAACUCUGAUUUUACUCUGUGAGGAUGGAAGCUUGAGGAUCUACAUGGCUGGCAUGGAGCAGACUGGUUACUGGAUGUCUUCUAAUGUUCAACCAAUUGGGACUAUAACGGGAAUUAAACAAUCGAGAAAGAAGAAGAUUGCCAAGGCAGGAAAGCCCUCUGGCUCCUUGACAUUUCCCAUUGACUUCUUUGAGCAUUGUCAAGUUAUGAAUGACGUGGAAUUUGGAGGCAAUGAUUUGCUGCAGAUUUAUAAUGUCGCUCAGAUAAAACAUCGAUUGAAUACCACUGGGAUGUAUGUCGUAUCGACCAGGACUAUUGGAUUCAAUGUGGAAGUUACGAAUAAUGAUCCUACCCUGGUGAUGUGCGGAAUUAGAGUACAAUUGGGAAGUCAGGAUGUUCAGAGGGCUCCACUUUAUGUCGAGGUCUUUGGGAGAAGCAUUAGAACGUCAUUGACCAGAAGUCGCUGGUUUGAUAUCCCUCUGACAAGAGAAGAGAGUCUUCAGGCGGAUAAGAAGCUAACCAUCACUUUCGGUCUUUCUCAGGAUCCUGAUGUCAUCAUGGUUGAUUCAAUUAAAAUCUACGGAAAAACAAAAGAUGCAUUCGGUUGGCCUGAAGAACCCGAAGAGAUUCCAGCUGGACAAACAACCCCCGCACCAGUUGUUCCUGGCUCAUCAAUCACCAAUGAAAAUGAAACAGCAGUUGUAUCACCAGCAUCUCUGACGUCAGUCGACAAACCCUCGAAGGACUCAGUGAAAAUAGAAAGAAUGAUUUCAAGCAUUCUGGAAGUCUUGGAGUCCUCAUUCACUUUAACUGCAGCAGAUGAAAGCAAAUCCUCUCUAAAAAAUACAGCCAUCGAAGUGGCGUCAAAUUUACUGACCCUGCCAACGCCACCAUCAGUUCAAAUGCACACAAUGGCCCUUUUGGCAGCCCUCUACAUGUCCCGAGUAGCCUACCAUUCCCACAAAGAUCAAGUCCAACUGAGCCACGUGUUGGAAUCUUUGAAAUCCAUGCGAAAUCUCAACGUCACGUGGAUGGACGCUGAAAACUUCUAUCGAUUGGCUCUCAUAAUCAGAAGUAUUGCCAUCGCGCGUCCCCACAAUCUGGCAAAAUUCACUGAGCAAAAUUCACCCAAGGCCUUUAAUGAGACUAACAUACCAAUCUUUGAGAGCGACAGAGUAUCACAACUCCAGAGCAAACAGAGUGAGAACGAGCAGCAAGACUCUAGCACUAAUCAGCACAUGGUUCUCCAGUUGAUGGACGUUUUCUGGACUCUUCACAUGGCCUAUCCCAAAAAUCUGGCCCUCGCUCCAGUUGUUGUGCCAGGGCUGACUCACACCGAAGCAAUAACUUAUGCCCUCGUGGAAAUAAUCCACUCCUUCACAAUGUGCGAUAUCGAGUGGAACAGUGGAUUAGCCGCGAGACUCUACCUUCAACUUCUUUUAUCAUCCGAUACUGCUGUGAGUUUCAGUGCAAAACAGGCGAUCAUCAGAGUAUUGAAACCUCGAUACAAAAAACGAAGGGUUUAUGUACCCAGUCCUCCUCACUGCAGUACACCAGGUGUCUCCGGUGUUGCCGGUACGAGUGGAAUCGAGGAGAAACCGAUCGAGAACUCUUCGCUUCAGGAACAGAUGGAGGACCCUCGUCAGUACGACGUUGAUGCUGUUGAGCCAAUGGCGUUGCUUGGGGCAGAGGGUAAUCAGGCAGAGAGACUUGCCCAUCCCCUGGAAGCACUUCUGGGUCCAGCUGGAUUUCCACAUCUUCUCGAUCUCCCUGAGGCCGACGAUGAGGCAAUGAUGGGUUUGGCUAUAGCUCUCAGUCUUCAGGAUCAGGAAGGAGGUGGCCCUGAUCUUCAAGCCCUGCAGCAGGGAUUGGUGAAUUUCCAGGGAAUUCCAGGUCUAGAGAAUCUCAGUGGACCUGCCCUGCAGAGCCUUCAAACUUUGGCUGCUGCCCAGGGACUUGGAGGAUUGCAGGGAAAUCUACCAGUUCAAGAUCCAGCUCAGCCUUCGGUGUCCGGAUCAGUUGGUGGUAACGAAGGGAAUUAUUCAGACACAACGACCUCAGCUGGUGGCUCCGACGAUGAGGCCACUGAUAAUGGGUCAACAGCUGCAACAGACGCUAGUAGCACAUUGAGAACUUCACCAGCUCCAGAGCAGCAGCGAGAGAGUGGAGGCAGUGAGAGUGGUGGAAGCGAGCAGAAUGUGUCAGGAUCUUCCUCAUCAUCGUAUGGUGAUUCGAAUAAUGAACAACCACAGAAUAGUAGACGAUCGACUGAACCAGGCUCGUCGGGCACUGCUGAUGCCAAUUCCAGUGGGCAAAAUAAACAGAAUGAUACCCCAGAACAUGAGGAAGUCAUUGGUGAAUCUGAAGUGACUGAACACGAGCCUGAAAUUGAAAUUGCACAACCUUCAGAGGCCACCACUAAGUUACACUCUGUACGUCUGUGUUUGCUCGAGAAAUUCAUGCAGUUCAUUCCAGAAAUGUCACAAAAUGUAUCGGGAGUUCUUUCCAUUCCUUACAUGCAGGUUGUCCUUAUGUUAACUUCCGAUCUCGAUGGAUCUGAUGAACGAGAUCGUUCCUGUAUCGAGAAAUUAUUGAAUAUUCUCAUUAAACAAUUAGAGAUGGAUACAACUGAUACAACAGACAUCAACAAACGGACUGAUAAACGUGAAGUGCAUUUGGUUAUCAUGAGGCUAUUGAGUGUUCUGAUGUCUCGAUCCAAGUACAAUACAAAAGCACAGAAUGACAAUUCGAAUUUUGUCUCCCAAUUGACAGCGAGUAUUUUGAGUAAAGCUGGUGUUAUACAUCACUGCUUGACAUUAUUGACAGAACUAUUGAAAUACUGGAAAACAACGUCGACAGAGGAUCCAGGAACUGUCAUUGGUGGGCAAUUGUUGAAAGAGCAUUUGACAACCUCCCCACCGGACAUGUCACCAUUUUUCCUGCGUCAGUAUGUCAAAGGUCAUGCCACUGAUGUCUUUGAGCCUUAUCCCCAGUUGUUGACAGAAAUGGCCCUUAGACUGCCUUAUCAAAUUUACAAAUACAGUGCUGAGAAUAAUAUAUCAAUUCAGCCUCUGUUCGAUCAGCAGGCCUGGCACUUUUACCUGUGUGAAUACAUGAUGCUGUACCAGACUCCAUUCAUCAGGCGUCAGGUGCGAAAAUUAUUGCAGUUGAUUUGUGGAAAUAAAGAGAAAUACAGACAACUCAGGGAUCUUCACGCACUUGUCUCUCACAUUCAAUCUGUCAAGCAGUGCUGCAACAACAGUACAAAUCAGAUCGGUGGUGGUCUUCCUCUGGACUCUCAACAGCAGUCCAUAAUUUUGCCUUAUGACUCUCUGGUGGAGCUCAUCGAACACCUCAAGUGCUGCGUGGAAAUAGCAACGAGCAGAACUGGAAACUGGCAGAGAUUCUGCCUCAAGCAGACUACGGUUCUCUCUUAUCUAUUUAAAAUUUCUACUCUUCUCGAUGAAGGUGUCAGUCCCACUGUUCUCCAAUUGCUCCAGUGCGCUAUUUGCUCGACAGCAAAAACAAGAGACACAAAAACUAAGGAUUCUAAAGGUACGAUAUCGAAGGAGAGAAGAGAUCGUGCUAAAUCUGAGGAUUCAGACAUUGAGGCGAAAUUCGAGGAGACUCAGUGCGUUAUUCUUGUGGAGCAGAUUCAGAGACAGGUGUCAUCGUCAUUGCUGACGAAAUUCAUGAGGACAUUCCUGCUGGAGACGAAUAAUACCAAUGUCAGGUGGCAGGCGCACUCGCUCAUACUGGCCAUUUUCAAGAACAGCGGCCCACCACACCAGGAGGCUCUGUUAGAUCUGCUCUGGAAGAUGUGGCCACUGUUGCCAGCCUACGGUAGAAAGGCAGCCCAAUUUGUCGAUCUACUCGGAUACUUUUCAUUGAAAACACCUGAUGCUGGCAAGAAAAUGCACACGUACAUGGAGCAAGCGGUGUCUGUCCUUCAUGCCCAGAAUCAGUUGCUCACACGACAUCCAAGUGCCAAUCUGUAUACAGUGCUGUCACAAUACGUUGAACUCGAUGGAUACUAUCUCGAGAGUGAGCCCUGUCUCGUGUGUAAUAAUCCAGAGGUCCCCAUGGCAACAAUCAAAUUAUCAUCGAUCAAAGUUGAUUCAAAAUUCACAACAACAACGCAAAUCGUCAAAUUGGUUUCCAGUCACACUAUCAGCAGAAUAAUGUUGAGAAUUGGAGACUUGAAGAGAACUAAAAUGGUGAGAACCAUCAACAUUUUCUACAACAACAGAACAGUUCAGGCUGUUGUCGAAUUGAAAAAUAAACCAGCAAUGUGGCACAAAGCGAAGAAAAUCACCCUUGCCCAGGGUCAGACUGAAGUCAAAAUGGAAUUUCCACUUCCCAUUGUCGCCUGCAAUUUGAUGAUCGAGUACGCUGACUUCUACGAGAACAUUCAGGCAUCCUCGGAGACACUCCAGUGCCCCAGGUGUUCCGCCAAUGUUCCAGCUAAUCCUGGAGUUUGUGCCAACUGUGGAGAGAAUGUAUUCCAGUGUCACAAGUGUCGUGCAAUAAAUUACGACGAGAAGGAUCCUUUCUUGUGUCACGCCUGUGGAUUCUGCAAAUACGCAAAAUUCGAUUACACGUUGACAGCACGCCCCUGUUGCGCUGUAGAUCCAAUUGAGAAUGAUGAAGAUCGCAAGAAGACGGUAGCAACAAUAAACACCUGGUUGGAAAAAGCUGAUCGAAUCUACAAGACCCUGACGUCGAACAAGCCAACUCUGGAGAUGCUGUUAAUGAAGAUUGCUGAGCACAGAUCAGACACGAGAAAUAUUGAUGAUGGAGUUCAAGUGAGUAAUUCUGGUGGAAAUACUCAGGUGAAUCGAACAAUUCAGCUGUUGGCUCAAAGAUACUGUGGAGAUUGCAAGACAUCGUUUGAGGAGCUCAGUAAAAUAAUUCAGAGAGUGAUUGCUUGGAGGCGAGAGCUCGUGGCUUACGACAGAAAUCAACGGGGAUGUCUUCAGCAUAAACGACAAAUAAUAUUCAAAGAGAACCAGGAAGAUGAGGACGAGAAGGAUAAAGAGAAAGAGGUGGAGGAUGAUGAAGACGAGAAGAUGAUUAUACCACCGAUUACAGGGAGAUGCUAUGGCUGUGCUACUGCUGCAACUGAGCAUUGCUUGACUCUCCUUCGUGCACUUGCAACCAACUCAGCAGCACGAGAAGUUCUUUGCAAGCAGGGACUCAUUCAGGAAUUGAUAGAGCAUAAUUUGAGAAGAGGAACGGUCCAGGUUCAGGAGGAGGUACGUCAGCUUCUCUGUUUAGUCACAAGGGACAAUAUUCAGUCGACGAAAGAGCUCUGUACACUGCUGAUGAAUAGAGUCACUAUGACAUUGAAGGGUCGAGUGUCAACAUCAGAUCUGGCAAUGGCUGUUCGGCCUGAGAUGUCAUUGCUGGCAGCUCUGGUCCAGAAGGAUGACACGUGUUGGGAGCAGAAACUCCGUUGUGUCAUGCAGCUAUUCCUAAUGGCUUGCAAAGAGUCGAAGAGUCCAGUUGUCAUGGAGAGCCUUAUUUUGCCCUCGCUGAAGAUCCUCCAGAGCCUCAUAAAACCAGAUCAGCCAGUGUCCAAGAAGAAUAAAGAUAAAACUAUCGAAUCGCUUGCGACUAUUCAACCACCACCGGAAGGUGUGAGUAUUGAUGUUGCUAAAUGGUUGAAUGGAGAGUCCAAGCACUCGUACACAGAGUGGCUGCAGAGGAUGCCAGCAAAGAAGUCGUCACUACCUCAUGGCUCGAAUAAAUCACUCAAGAAGGACGAGGCAAGAGUACUGUACCUCAUGGAGAAAUAUGGACAUCGUUGGCAUUAUCGAUGCACAAGAUUACGAGAGAUUCAACCACUGAUGCUCGUUGAUGGGGCAUGGCUGAAGGAGGUUCUCUUCAAUCCGAGCUCAAGAUUGGCCAGACAAGUUGCUUGCAACAUGGUGGAAAGUCUCUGUCAAGGUACAGAGAGGAAGAAAAAAAUUCUCGUCCUUAUGACAGGAUAUCUGGAGGAGUUGAGGACAGCUGGAGAGAGCAGUGCUGAAUUUUUAUCACUUUACCAGAGCUUGAUUCGUCAAUUACCUUGGAAACAAUUCCUUGCCGUGAGGUGUGGUGUUAUGACGAAAUUGGCUGAAUUGCUCACUCGUGAAAUCCAGGAGUUGCAUCGGUUGGAGGAGACAACACUGACCAGUGAUUUGUCGCAGGGAUACUCAUUGAAGAUGUUGACUGAACUACUUGCAACAUUUUUGGAACAAGAGAACAUCAAGCAGCAGUACAAGGGCAGAUUAGUUGGGGCUGUUCUCAAUGGAUAUCUCUCUUUGCGAAGAUUGGUUGUGCAGAGAACUAGAUUGAUCGAUGAUACUCAAGAAAAAUUGCUCGAGCUUCUGGAAGAAAUGACUUCAGGCACUGAGGAGGAGACCAAGGCCUUCAUGGCAGUGUGUGUAGAAACUGUUGAGAAGUAUAGCCCUCAGGAUGUACGGACACCAGUUUUUGUCUUUGAGAGACUCUGCUCCAUAAUUUAUCCGGAGGAGAAUGAUGUUGGGGAGUUUUUCUUGACACUGGAGAAAGAUCCACAGCAGGAGGAUUUCCUCCAGGGUAGAAUGCUGGGAAAUCCGUACAGUAGUCUCGAACCUGGAUUAGGGCCACUGAUGAGAGAUGUCAAGAAUAAAAUUUGUCAAGACUGUGAGCUCGUUGCACUCCUGGAGGAUGACAAUGGGAUGGAGCUCUUGGUAAAUAACAAGAUAAUAAGUCUGGAUUUGCCUGUGAAAGAUGUCUACAAAAAAAUUUGGGUUCACGAGGGUGGAGAGUGCGAUGCCAUGAGAGUUGUCUACAGAAUGCGAGGACUCCUUGGUGAUGCAACUGAGGAAUUCGUGGAAACGCUCAAUGCAAAUAGCGAACAGGAGAUUAACAACGAGGAAGUUUAUAAAAUGGCAAACGUUUUGGCUGAUUGUGGAGGUCUUCAAGUGAUGCUCGAUCGUUUGUCGGCAAUUCACGAUGUGGCCAGAGCUAGACCACUACUUCAAGUACUUCUGAAGCUGUUCAGACUGUCUGUCAAGGUGAAAAAGAAUCAGCAAGUGCUGAGUAGGCCCGAACUAGGAGCUGUCACUGUAUUCCUUCAAGUUCUCCAGAGAUGUCUGGCAACGGAGCCAUCAGAGACGAGUGGUCAGGCUCAAGCCAAAGUGACAGAGCAACUUCUGGAUAUCAUGGAGACAAUACUGGCAAAUGCCACCUCCCAAUCUCUCGAAUCUUUCGAGGAAUUUUCAACAACUCUCGGAGGUCCUGAACACGUCAAAGCCCUCCUCUCCUGCACCCAAUCGUCAGCUGUCAGACAGAGCAAUAACGUUCUUGUUCAUCUUGCUAGAGUCCUGGCCGCUCUGACGUAUGGUAAUAAAGAAAAAAUGGCUGUUCUCUGUGAUUUCUUCAAGCCUGUACUGAAUUUCUACGAAUUUGAUUACGAGCACACCGCAGAGGACGAACAGAAACUCGAGCUCUUCUGUGUAUUAACUCAGGGAAUUGAGAGAAAUGCCAUUGGAAAUACCCUAAAAGAUUACAUUAUUGAUAUGGGAAUAGUAAAGGAUGCCUUUGAAUACAUAACAGUAUACGCCCCAUGUGUGAAGCCAACUCUCCUUCGUACAGACAGCGACGAGUUGAAAGAAUUUAUCUCAAAACCAGCCCUCAAGUAUAUCCUCCGUUUUCUCACUGGUUUAUCAACACAUCAUGAAUUAACACAGCUCGCAGUCUCACCCGUGACAAUCAGUAUAAUCCAUCGAUUGGAGCAAGUGUCCUCAGACGAGCACGUUGGAUCACUCGCAGAGAAUCUCCUUGAGGCCCUCUGCACCAACACCAAAGUAGCCCAACUUAUUGACGAGGCAAGACAGCACACACGAAGUGAGAAAAAACGUUUGGCCAUGGCUAUGAGGGAGCGUCAACUUGGUGCCCUUGGAAUGCGCACAAAUGAUAAAGGCCAAGUGACAGCUGCCAGCGGAGGAACAAUUCUCCAACAGAUGGAGGAUCUCGGUGAGGAUGAGACUGGUCUAGUCUGCGUUAUCUGUCGUGAGGGUUACAAAUUCAAGCCAAAUCUCGUACUUGGAAUCUAUACAUUCACAAAACGCUGCAACGUAGAAGAAUUCGAGACGAAACAACGUAAAACCGUUGGCUACACAACUGUCACACAUUUCAACGUUGUUCAUGUGGAUUGUCACAUGUCAGCUGUCAGAUUGGCGAGGGCUAGGGACGAGUGGGAGAGUGCUGCACUGCAGAAUGCAAAUACCAAGUGCAAUGGCUUGCUACCACUGUGGGGACCACAGGUACCAGAGUCAGCCUUUGCUACUUGUCUAGCUAGACACAAUACGUAUCUUCAGGAGUCCACUGGGCACAGGGAUAUCUCUUACUCGUCGACCAUUCACGAUUUAAAGCUUCUGUUGUUGAGAUUUGCCCAGGAGAAGAGCUUCCACGAUGAUACUGGAGGUGGUGGACCCCAAUCCAAUAUGCACAUCAUUCCCUAUCUCACUCAUAUGGCUCUCUAUGUCAUGAACACCACAAGAUCUGGAGGCAAAGAGGAGCAGCAGCUGACGAGCUACUUGAGGGCAUCGCCUUCGGCGUCCUGGCUGGACAGCUGUUACGAAGCCGAAGGGCCUUACUAUCAAGCUGUUCUCUCUCUCCUUAUACACCCGCCAGCUCGUUGGCAACAAGAAAAAUUCACCCACUUGAAGAGACUUAUCAUUCUCGCCCACCAGAGGUACAUCUCACCCUCUGGACCUACCAAAACCAUCACCGACUCCACUGUCAAGGAUUACUCUGUUUAUAAAAGCGCUCUCAUAUUUUUUGGACUCAUUGAUGUGAUUUAUGGAAACUUCUUCAAGGAUUCCAGUCUUACUACUAAAAUGACCUCGUCACAGCUCCAGUGGUCCACUGUUCUUGCUGACUAUAUCAGGGAAAAUGAUGAAGCUAUGCUCAAAGCUUCUGAGAAAGUUCUCGUUGCGUAUCGAGAUGAAUUGCUGCCUUGUGCUUCGUUCGAUGAAUAUUGUGAUGUUGUCGGUUUGCUUGGGGAGAUACCAGAUCUCUCUUCGUAUAUAACUGAUCUUCUGAGGAGCUUUGUUUGAUGAAAAAUUAAUGAACAGAAGACAAAUACGUACUUUAAUAUCAAAGAAAUCUAUAUCUGAAUUAUCAUUGGCUUUUUCAAUUUCUGUAUACGAAGGCAAAACCAUUAACAAUCUUUUGAUUAAUAUUAGUCGCAAUUUACUACGAUUAUGAUCGACAUCUCGUUGUGUAUCGCUUCAUUAUUUAUGCAUUCAUAGUUUUAGCCGAAGUAAAUGUGAAUGAAAAAAUGAAGUAUGUGCUUCGAUGAAAAUUAAAUCUAAUAAAAUGUUUGCAAAUGUUACUACUA